Macadamia integrifolia is the source of this 5605-nucleotide messenger RNA. RefSeq names its product probable helicase senataxin. NCBI's taxonomy places the organism in Eukaryota, Viridiplantae, Streptophyta, Magnoliopsida, Proteales, Proteaceae. The transcript has 8 exons. Gene Ontology annotation, molecular function: helicase activity. Bases 348 to 4526 code for a protein of 1392 amino acids. The record is from RefSeq and is a predicted model, not a curated record.
AUCCGUCUGGUGAGGCGGGCUUCGAUAUUUCCUAUAUAAACCCGUCACCACAUCCUCCCUUUCCUCAUAUUUGCGUUCUUUCUCUCUCUCUUGGCUCUCGCUCUUGCUCUCCCUGGCUCGCGUUCUCUAGUUCCUCUCUUCUUCUCUCUAUCUAAGAUUUGGAGCUCACGAGAGCAGGAACGUCACACUCUCAGAAGUUAUUUGAGGGUUUCAUGGUUCUAAAGAAUCUUCCUUCUCAGCGGCAUUGUUGGCAUGUGAUGUGCUUUUCCCUGUAAAAGAAAACCACAAAAAGUAACACGUAGUGCUGUUUUGAAGUAUAUUUUGUUUUGUAUGCCUUUACAUAUGAGAUGGGUUGUCGAGGAAGGCCUUUCUUUGAUCUUAAUGAACCCCCUGCUGAAGAGGACGAGGAAACUGAUGGUGUCCUCUGCUUGCAGCCUCAAAAGGCACUGCCAUCGUUGAAUUCUCAUGCCUCUGAUUUGUUUUCUUCAUCUGAGGGUUCUCAGAGAAUACUGAAUAACCAUGCUUUCUCCCAUGCAUCCUCUGUUUCGGGCUUCCAACCUUUUGUUAGGCCUAAGCAUGUAAAUAGCUCUGAAAACGAUGUUAAACAGAAGAAGGUAGAUGAUUUGAAUUCCAUGAAUGCUUCAUCUACAUAUGGUGAGGAAACUAAAACAACAUCACCGUUGGCUGCCGGCCCUGCAGAUUCCCAAGGUGUGGAAAGAGAGGAAGGGGAAUGGUCUGAUGCAGAGGGUUCUGCUGAUGCCUUUGGAAUGAAUUCAGACAAUGAUAAGCGUGAACAAUCAAUUAAUGUUAAUGGUGAAAAUGCAGAGACACAGGAACUGGCUGAGAAAACUGAUCUUUCUGUUACUAACAAGGCUUCUGAGAGUAUCUCUUGUGAUUCCCAAUUGCCUCAGGGUGACAAGGAUGAAUUCACAAACAUAAUCAAGGAUGAGAACUGGAGUUAUGCUUCUUCAGGAUUGGAUCUGGAGUCAUCAGAAAAGAUGGGUAACAACAGCCGACAUUUAGAGGCUAAUGCCAAAGGGGACACGAACAUUGAUGGACUGGAGGAGUUGUCCUUGGUUGUGAAUAAAAAAGAAGUUAAAGGAAUUGAAGCAAGUCAUGCGCUUAAGUGUGCGAAUAAUCCUGGGAAGAGGCAUAAGCUUGACCAACACAAGGAGGCAAUGCUGGGGAAAAAACGUAGCAGGCAGACAAUGUUUCUUAAUUUGGAGGAUGUCAAACAAGCUGCACAUAUCAAAACGUCAACGCCAAGGCGGCAAACCAUUUCGUCACCUUUAACUGCCCGUACAGUUAAGGAAAUUCGAAAUAUUCCCGCUCCAGCUGAGUGUAGUGUAGAAAGAACUGGCAAGGAUCAGAAACAAGGAGAUGCGUCAUUUGAUGAAGGAGGCACUCUAAUGAAUAUUGGUGACCAGAAAUCUGAAUCCAAUGGUGAUACAGGCCAAGGAUCUCAAGCAAAGUCUAGGAGGCUAAACAGUGUUGAAAUCCUUGCAGAGGUACAUCAACCACCCAUCCUGAGACAAAGUUCAUGGAAGCAGCCAUUGGAAUCUAGACAACUGAAAAAUCCACUGGUUCCAGCUAGGAAACAGGCUGUUCCCAAUCAAAAUUCCAUGGACCUAAAGUUGGGUAACAAGAAGCAUCUUCCUUCCAAGAAACAAACUGCGAAUAGCACACAGUCUCAGGAUACCUCUGUGGAACGUCUUCUGCGGGAGGUGACUAAUGAAAAGUUUUGGCAUCAUCCAGAGGAGGCUGAACUCCAAUGUGUUCCUGGGCGGUUUGAAUCUAUGGAAGAGUAUGUCAGAGUAUUUGAGCCUUUGCUUUUUGAGGAAUGCCGGGCACAGCUAUAUAGUACUUGGGAGGAACAAACAGAAACUGUUUCCAGUUACGCGCACGUAAUGGUGCGAAUAAAGAAUGUUGAAAGGCGAGAAAGAGGAUGGUACGAUGUAAUAGUUCUUCCUAUGCAUGAAUUCAAGUGGACAUUUAAGGAAGGUGAUGUUGCAGUUCUUUCAUCUCCGAAACCUGGAACAGUGAGAUUUAGGCGGAACCAACCUGGUGCAAGUGAGGAUGAUGUUGAGGCCGGGGUCACUGGCCGUGUAGCUGGUACUGUUAGGCGACAUAUUCCUAUUGAUACUCGUGAUCCUCCUGGCGCCAUCCUCCAUUUUUACGUUGGUGAUACAUUUGAUCCUAACAGCAAUGAUGAUCAUAUUUUAAAGAAAUUUCAUCCCAAGGGUAUCUGGUUUUUGACUGUCCUUGGUUCUCUGGCGACUACCCAACGCGAAUAUAUUGCCCUGCAUGCGUUUCGUCGUCUCAAUUUGCAGAUGCAAACUGCAAUCCUUAAGCCUAGUCCAGAGCAGUUCCCAAAAUAUGAAGAGCAGCCCCCUGCCAUGCCUGAAUGUUUCACUCAGAACUUCGUUGAAUACCUACACAGAACCUUCAACGGGCCCCAGUUGGCUGCUAUUCAAUGGGCCGGGACGCAUACUGCUGCUGGAACGAGUAGUGGCAUGACUAAGAGGCAAGAUCCGUGGCCUUUCACUCUGGUUCAAGGGCCUCCAGGAACAGGGAAAACACACACCGUCUGGGGAAUGCUAAAUGUUAUCCAUCUUGUUCAGUAUCAGCACUAUUAUACUGCUCUGCUCAAGAAACUUGCUCCUGAAAGUUAUAAGCACGCUAAUGAGAGCAAUUCUGAGAGUGUCAGCACAGGAUCAAUUGAUGAGGUUCUUCAAAGUAUGGAUCAGAACCUCUUCCGUACACUACCAAAACUCUGUCCGAAACCUAGAAUGCUUGUGUGUGCUCCUUCAAAUGCAGCCACUGAUGAAUUGCUUGCACGUGUUCUUGACCGUGGAUUCAUUGAUGGCGAGAUGAAAGUCUAUCGGCCUGAUGUGGCCCGAGUUGGUGUUGAUUCACAAACACGCGCUGCACAGGCUGUUUCUGUUGAACGAAGAACCGAACAACUGCUAGUUAAGAGCCGUGAAGAAGUUAUUGGAUGGAUGCAGCAGUUAAGAGUACGCGAAGCUGAAUAUUCACGUCAGAUUGCUUAUCUUCAGAGGGAACUAAAUGUUGCAGCAGCGGCAGGCCGAGCUCAAGGAUCUGUUGGAGUUGAUCCUGAUGUUCUUGUUGCUCGGGACCAAAGUCGGGAUGCAUUGCUGCAAAACCUUGCAGCAGCUGUGGAAGCGAGGGAUAAAAAUCUGGUGGAGUUGUCCCGCCUUCUUAUAUUAGAAGCAAGGUUUCGUGCUGGUAGUAGCUUCAAUCUGGAAGAAGCUCGUGGUCAUCUGGAAGCAAGUUUUGCCAAUGAAGCUGAGAUUGUUUUUACUACAGUUUCAAGUAGUGGGCGUAAAUUGUUUUCUCGUCUUACUCAUGGUUUUGAUAUGGUUGUUAUUGAUGAGGCAGCCCAGGCUAGUGAAGUUGCAGUUCUUCCUCCUCUCUCUCUGGGUGCAGCUCGUUGUGUUCUUGUUGGGGAUCCACAACAGCUCCCUGCCACUGUUAUUAGCAAGGCAGCUGGGACCUUGUUAUACAGUAGAAGCCUCUUUGAAAGGUUCCAGCAAGCAGGCUGCCCUACAAUGUUGUUAUCUGUGCAGUAUAGAAUGCAUCCCCAGAUCAGGGAUUUCCCAUCAAGAUACUUCUACCAAGGGCGUCUGACCGAUAGUGAAAGCGUAGCUAAACUACCAGAUGAGCCUUACUAUAAGGAUCAAUUAUUGAGACCUUAUGUGUUUUAUGAUAUCACGCAUGGACGGGAGUCCCAUAGAGGAGGAUCUGUCUCUUAUCAGAAUAUUCAUGAAGCACAAUUUUGUCUCCGCAUUUAUGAGCAUCUUCAGAAGACUUUGAAAUCCUUGGGUGUAGGCAAGAUUUCCGUUGGCAUAAUAACACCAUACAAACUGCAGUUGAAAUGCCUUCAACGUGAGUUUGAGGAGGUUCUGAAUUCAGAAGAAGGUAAGGACCUUUAUAUCAAUACUGUAGAUGCAUUUCAGGGCCAAGAACGUGAUGUCAUUAUAAUGUCCUGUGUUCGGGCCUCAAAUCAUGGUGUGGGCUUCGUUUCUGAUAUUCGCCGAAUGAAUGUUGCUCUCACUCGUGCAAGAAGAGCACUGUGGGUAAUGGGCAAUGCCAAUGCCCUGAUUCAAUCUGAUGACUGGGCUGCAUUGAUCAAUGAUGCCAAGGCAAGGAGUUGUUAUGCUGACAUGGAGUCUCUUCCGAAAGAUUUUCUGGUCUCUAAAGGACCUCCUUACACUCCGUUGCCUGGUAAGGCUUCCUCUAACAUGAGGGGGUUGAGAACAGUUGGACCAAGACAUAGACAUUUGGACAUGCAGUCUGAUUCCAGGUCUGGUACUCCAUCGGAAGACGAGGGGAAGUUGAAUAUAUCAUCAUUAUCAAGGAAUGGAGGACACAGAGAUAUGAAGCUGCCAGCAGAGAAGUCCUUGGAUGAUUUCAAUCAAUCAGGGGAGAAAUCUCGAGAUUCAUGGCAUAAUGGUUUCCAAAAUAAGCAAAGUUCUGCAGGACUGGUGGGGAAGAGAGAUUCGUAAUCAGAAAAUGAUAUAUGGAGAUUUUCUCUGCGGCUUGGGGAGUUUUGAGGGCAUUAAAUUAAUAUAUAAUCUUGGGGGGAAAGAAAGCUGCCUGGUUGCGUGUCCACCUGCGCCCAGACGCGGGUGCAUGAAAUUAUUGCCCUAUCCCCUAUGAAAUUAAAAAGUCUCAUUCAGAUUGGCCCCCACGCUGGUCGGGGCCAUGGGAACUGGCGGCCGUCUCUUGCCCAUAAUCUUAUGAAGCUUGCCCCCAGAACUGAACAAUUUUAAAGGGAAUUAGCUCCAUGGAUAUUUUCUUCUGCAGAAAGCCAAGAGUGGUCAGAACUGGCAUAUCCUGUUAGUGAAGCCACAGAUUGGGAGGAUCCAAGAACUAAAAAAGACUCAGCAAGGGGAUGCCAUUCACUUUAUCUUCUGCUUGUCGUCCCAUAAGGAACAAAAAUGUUAGCAGACUGAAUCUGGUGAUAUGCUUAUCCAAUAAAAAGAAGGAUACUAAGGAAGAUGCUUGGCACUCCUCCCCGGGCUUAAAGGAAGAUGGUAUCUUUGCCAAAUCAUUUGGUCUUCUUUAAUUGGGCUCGCCAAGUGAGGAUGACCGCCAGGUUCUUCAAAAUUUUUUUCUUGUGUAGAUUGGGAAAUCUUUUACUAAGGCAAGCAAUCCACUUGCGCGGGUCUGCAAGCUUCAAUCACUGCCAAACAAGAUCCAGUACAAGAUAUCCUGUCUUGAGCGAAAUGACUUGGAUUGAUGAGGGUUUGGGCCAAGCUUCGCCAAUGUGCUUGCCAAUUUUGUAGCUCUCAUGUGAGCAUGCAGUCUACUCUGUGGAGGUAUUGUGAUAUAGAGGAGUGUAAGUGGGUUGCUCACAAGAGAGCCCACAUUGCAUAGAGGCAGUCAGAUGCCUUCGGAUAAAAGAAUGUUUCAUAUCUUGUAGGUUCGCAGAUUCUUCAUGCUCCAGUUUUGGGAGGUAAAAAUGUGACUGCAGCCUCAGUAGGUAUUAAUGAUAUCUUCAUUGUGUACAGGCAAUUGCAUUGUCACCUGAAUUGGGGUAUUGUACAUUGUUAGCUCUGUAAUAAUAUUAAUUCUUUUCUUA